Asparagus officinalis (garden asparagus) is the source of this 1390-nucleotide messenger RNA. RefSeq names its product polynucleotide 5'-hydroxyl-kinase NOL9-like. The coding region runs from base 1 to 1134 and encodes 377 amino acids. NCBI's taxonomy places the organism in Eukaryota, Viridiplantae, Streptophyta, Magnoliopsida, Asparagales, Asparagaceae. The record is from RefSeq and is a predicted model, not a curated record. Gene Ontology annotation, biological process: cleavage in ITS2 between 5.8S rRNA and LSU-rRNA of tricistronic rRNA transcript (SSU-rRNA, 5.8S rRNA, LSU-rRNA). Gene Ontology annotation, cellular component: nucleus. Gene Ontology annotation, molecular function: polynucleotide 5'-hydroxyl-kinase activity. The transcript has 10 exons.
AUGCGGACACUGACUGUCCAAGUGGAGAGUCAUCUAACAGAGUCUGGAUCAGAAGCGCCUUUCGUCUUGGAUUUGGAUCACAAGGUAGGCGGUGAGCGUACCGCCUCAGUGGGAGGCGGGCCACCCGUUAUCGUUGUUUGCGGGCCCGGUAACAGCGGCAAGUCUUUGUUCUCUCGCACUCUCCUCAAUACUCUCUUGAAGAGGUACAAGAAGGUAGGCUAUUUGGAUACAGAUGUGGGUCAGCCGGAGUUCAAUACUCCUGGUUGUGUCUCCCUUCACAUAAUCGAUAAGCCAACACAUGACCUCACAAUUCUCUGCUUGAAGACUCCAGAGAAGUGCUUCUUCUAUGGUGAUGUAAAUUGCCAGAAGGACAAAAAUGUUUAUCUGAAUAGUAUCCUCAGUCUAUAUGAUUAUUUUCAUGAGGAGUUUUAUCAACCUAAUGAGAUUAAUGAUCCUGGGAGAAAAAUGAUGCCUCUUGUAGUGAACACAUCGGGAUGGGUGAAAGGUGCUGGCUAUGAUCUCUUGGUGAAAAUGCUGAGGCACAUAUCUCCAACUCACGUAGUUCAAAUUCGCGUCUCUGCAGAGAGCAAAAAUCUACCCAAAGGGUUGUUUUGGUUGGAUGAGAAUCACCAGAGAUCGAGUAACUCAAUUGAAAUUUGUGCUGCAGUAAAGGACUCUUCUAGUGUGUCAAUGCGCAAGGAUGCUGCACAUGUUCUCAGAGACGUUCGUAUAAUUGCAUACUUUAGGCAGUGUCUUCCACAAGAGCUAGCCAUUGCAACAUACAAAGAUCUUGUUCGUAAUUUGGCUUCUGCUCCUGCUCAUGAAAUCUCUCUUUCAAGAAUCAGAGUUAUUGAACUCCACUGUGAGGGCAAUGAUAACAUUUCUCACAGUUUGAAAGCUAAGAUUGUUGGCUUAGGAAUCAGUACUUCAGUCCCUCCUUCGCCUGCGAACGCCUCAUCGAAUUGUGUUGGACUUGGAUUUGUCAGAGCUGAAGAUGUUUCGAAGGAUCUAAUGUAUGUUAUUACGCCUGUGCCCCUUCGCAUUCUGGAGAAGGUGGACAUUAUUUUAAAAGGUUGUAUCGAAGCUCCUGCUUGUUUAUUACAGGUACAAGAAAUAGAUGCCACUGAUAGCUAGAAGAGAGAAAUAAGUUUCCAUCUCCUCUCUACUUAGCAAAAGCAUCAAGAUUGCAAGGGAAAAUGAAUACGGAAUGAAAGAAGAAAAGAUCACAGAGAAAUUGGUUUGCACUAGUUUUAGGUUAUACCUACCAGGAGAGAAGUCUCUUUGCUUUAGAUUCCUGGAAUUAUUCGAACUUGCAAUAUUUCUAUUUCAAGAUGUUUCUGCAUUAGUCAAAGUGAUGACAUUGUUUCCACUUCUUUUCAUCUCUCUCAAU